Ichthyophthirius multifiliis is the source of this 1311-nucleotide messenger RNA. RefSeq lists its product as hypothetical. Gene Ontology annotation, molecular function: protein binding. The record is from RefSeq and is a predicted model, not a curated record. The transcript is spliced from 3 exons. Lineage: Eukaryota; Ciliophora; Oligohymenophorea; Hymenostomatida.
AUGGAUUAACCAAAUCUUUCCAAAAAUCUUUAAUAAAUACUUCCAAAAGACCCUUUAUAAUGGAAUAUAAAAGACACUUUAAGAUGGUUAUAGUUUAUAGGAUUAGAAUGUUAUUAAGAAUAAUUCAGUAAAAAAGCUUUUUACAUAUACAAAUAAAUAUUUAUAUAUUUUUCAAUUAAAGCAUAAAAUGCAAUAGACGGUUCAUGUCUUAAAGUAUUAACAGAAGUAAACUUAAUAUAAAUAGGAAUAACGAACUUGACUCAUUUAUCUAAAAUAAACAUGUGGAUUAAAGUAGGUUUAGAUGACUAUUCUGGUUUCCUAAAAAACAAUUUAAAUUCAUUUGAUCAAAGAUAAAACCAAAAUUGGAACAGCUAACUUUAAUAAAUCGAAAAUUAAUAACAAUAUACUAUAAAAGAAAUAGGAAAUAUUCAAAAAGAAAAAAAAGUUGAAAAAGAAAAGGAAAAAGUUUAUGAAGAACGUUAUGAGUUAAUAUUAUCUUCAACAUGGGAAAUUAAUAAACAAUUUUUUAAAAUAAAAGAAAAUGGUGCGAAAAUAGGUAAAGCUUCUCAAAAUUAAAUAGUUUUAUUUGAUUAUUAAGUUUAGAAUUUUCAUUCUGAAAUAACUUUUGAAAAAGAUCAAUUUUUUAUGAAAGAUCUUUAAUCUUAAAGUGGAACUUUUAUAAAAAUUAAAGAUAGAUUAGAGCUUUAAGAAGGGUUGUUUUUUGAAUUAGGUUCUCAAUAACUUUUAGUGAGUUAAUUGUCAACUAAAAAAUAACCUUUUGUUAUAUUGAAUUAAUUAAUUAAUAAUCCAAAUCCAAAUCGUAAUAAUUGGAUGAAAGGAGAAAGUCAUAAAUUAUAUUUUAAAGAAAUAAGUGAAACAUUUUAAGAAAAUAAUGGCAAAUUUAUAACUAUUGGAAGAAAGGUUACUAAUUAAUUAAAUUUUUAAAAUGAUUUGCUUAUGUCUUUAGAACAUGCUAAAAUUUUUCUAAUAUAAGAUCAUUUCUUUAUAGAAGAUUAAUCUUCUACUAACGGAACAUGGAUUAAAUUAUAAAGUGGAUAAAUAUAUAGCAUUCAAGAUAUGAGUUAAGUGAGGAUUGGUAGUACUUUUGUAUAUAAUUGUUAAAUUAAAAAAUAUAAAGAAGAAGUUUAAUGUUAGGAUAAUUUAUGUUCUAUAUGUUUUGUAAAUGAAAGAUAAGCUGUAUUUUUACCUUGUAGACAUUUUGCUUGUUGUAUUUAUUGUUGUAAAAGUUUAAAAAAAUGUGUUAUUUGUAGAUUAGCAAUUUAAGAUUUUGUUAAAGUUUAUAACGCUUGA